CAAAAACCCCAAAUUUCACAUCAUCAAAUUGCCAGAACAUCAAACCCUUCACCAUUUUCCCACCUCGCGUAUUCUGAUGACAGUCCAAAAAUUUCUGCAGUGUAUUGCCCACUCGUUCCCUUACUCUUGAAUUGAUUAAAAAUCGUCAAAAACACAGAACUGCUGGGGCGUGUUGUCAAUGUGAAGGAGCAUUAAGUUUCAAUGAAUAAUCAAAAUAUCAACAACAACAACCCGAGGAGGGGAAAUUUCGGCUUGGUCAAUCCAUCUGCAAUGCAAAUUGCCAUGCAAAUGCCAAUGCAGAUACAAAUGCCUGCAAACCACAACCAACAGCACGUGCCCCAUCUGUUAUCUCAGUCGCAACCUCAAGGCAGACCCUUCUUUCCCGGACACUUUCAACCCUCAGAGCCUCAAGCCCAGGCAUUUGUCCAUGACCCGUCACAAGCCAUGGCCCAAGCCCAAGCACAGGUUAACACUAAUAUCGGCAUCUCAUCCCCUCUCAUGCCCACACCUGGGCCUGGAUCUGGAAAGCGCCUUCCCAAAGCAGCUUCUCGGCCUUCUGGGGGUUCAUCUGGUCAAGGAAAUCCUUCCCCCAUGAAAACCAUGGAAUUGACCCCUGCUGUGCGUAGAGGGAAACGGAAACUUCCGGAUGAAGCGAUUCCAGAGAAAGUCUCGGCAAUAUUACCAGAAUCUGCCCUUUACACUCAGUUGCUUGAAUUCGAGUCAUGGGUGGAUGCUGCCCUUGCGAGGAAGAAGAUGGACAUUAUCGAAUCACUUAAAAAUCCUCUGCGUGCCCAGAAGGUUCUGCGGAUUUACAUUUUCAACACCUAUGCUAAUCAAACGGGGACAAAUGUGGAGAAGGAAAGUGUCGAGCCACCUUCGUGGUCUCUCAGGAUAAUCGGGAGGAUAUUGGAAGAUGGCAGAGAUCCUGCGCUUCAAGGACUAGCGUCGAGCACUUCGUACCCGAAGUUUUCGUCUUUCUUUAAGAAAAUCACUGUGUACUUGGAUCAGAGUUUAUAUACGGAUAAUCACGUAAUUUUGUGGGAGAGUUCUCGAUCGCCUGUGCUUCAUGAAGGGUUUGAGGUGAAGAGGAAAGGGGAUAAGGAGUUCACUGCAAUUGUUCGACUGGAGAUGAAUUAUGCCCCUGAAAAAUUUAAGCUUUCGCCUGCAUUGCAAGAAGUUCUUGGGAUUGAGGUGGAGACGCGCUCACGGAUUAUGACGGCUUUUUGGCACUACAUUAAGAUGAGGAAGUUACAAAUACCCGGUGAAACUUCCUCUUUCAUGUGUGAUCCACCAUUGAGGAAGAUUUUUGGGGAGGAGAAGUUGAAAUUCUCCAUGGUUCCGCAGAAGAUAACUCCCCAUCUUUCUCCUCCUGGACACAUACAUUUAGAGCACAGGAUCAAGCUUUCUGGGGGUAGUCCUGUUGGAAACACUUGUUAUGACGUGUUGGUUGAUGUCCCUCUUGUAUUGGAGAAGGAAAUGUCAACUUUCCUGACAAACUUAGAGAAGAACAAAGAGAUUGACUCUUGUGAUGAAGCUAUAUCCUCUGCUGUGAAGAAAAUACAUGAACAUCUUCGCAGGCGAUCGUUUUUUCUUGGUUUCAGUCAGUCACCUGCGGAGUUCAUUAAUACCUUAAUUGCUUCUCAAGCCAGAGAUUUGAAACUUGCUGCUGCUGAUGCCACUCGUGAUAUGGAGAAAGAGCGCCGAGCAGAAUUCUACAAUCAACCUUGGGCUGAAGAUGCUGUCAUCCGGUAUCUAAAUCGAAAACCUGCUGUUGGUAGUGAAGUUGCUGGAAACAAAUAGUUACAUAAUAUUUGUCUGGUGGGGAGGUACUUUUCUCGGACUAAAUGUAGUUUUUGUACUAAGUAGUAGUACUAUGAGGCAACAGAAACUUUGUUGUUCAUAUGCUUAUCGGUUGUAGGAUUCAAUCUAUUCAUAGGCUUCUCAGUUAGGAUAAGCAGAUUCAUGCACAUAUGUGGGUUUGAUUAUGACAACUUGGUUUUCAUGCCUUCCUGGAAGUAUUAUGGAAAAUAUGACACUUUUGGUUAGCAAUCAUCCUACUUUCUGGUUUUUAUGUUUGUAUUUAUGUCCUUUAAGUGUCUCGUAUUCUCAAAGCUCAAUGGUGGUAUUUUGAUUGUGAUCUGCAUCAUCUUUAGCCAUAUGCUUCUUCAUG
Striga asiatica is the source of this 2170-nucleotide messenger RNA. NCBI's taxonomy places the organism in Eukaryota, Viridiplantae, Streptophyta, Magnoliopsida, Lamiales, Orobanchaceae. The record is from the annotation of a GenBank genome assembly.